AUGGCACACCAGAAUGUGACAGCUUUGAAAGGUGACACAGCAGUUCUUGAUUGCACAGCUGAAGGAGAUAAGCCAGUUUCAAUUACUUGGUUUAGUAAUGGGCACCAGUUUGACAGAAAACUAUACUCACAUAUCAUAUUGAAGGAAGAGGAAUCAGAAAAUGGAACGUCUUCAAAACUGAUUGUCCGCGAUCUUCAAAGGAAAGAUACUACUACUUUUGAAUGUGUGGCUUCAAACGAGUAUGGAAGUGACCGGCUGGAAGUAAAAUUGAUAGUACAAGAGCCACCAGAACCACCAAUAAAUGCUCAUGUAAAUAAUUUUACCAGUCGCUCACUAAAACUGAGUUGGAAAGAGCCAUAUGAUGGAAACAGUGCUAUUACAUCAUACAUAAUCCAGUAUAAAAAUGUGUCAGUGCCAUGGAGUCUCGAUGUACCACAGAUAGAGGUGGAUGGACUCCAGCAGGUAGCCUCGUUGAGUGACCUCAUGCCAGCACAUGUAUAUAACAUAAGAGUUCUUGCUCUAAAUGAUGUUGGGGCAUCUAACUACAGUAAUAUUCUCACAGUAACGACAAAGGAGGAAGUUCCUGAGGCCCCACCAAGAGAUGUCAGAGUUAAAAUGAAAGAUUCAGAGACCCUGCUUCCUCCAGACAAGCAUCUUCAGCAUGGGGAAAUUAUGGGAUAUUACAUUGGAUACAGACUAGCAAAUUCAAGUGAACCAUUUCAUUACAAGACAUUUGAAGUGAUCCCAGGUAUAGAGCUGCAGAAUACACUAACCAAUCUUCAGAAGUUUACUGAGUACAGUAUUUUAGUGCAAGCAUAUAACAGAGUAGGGGCAGGUCCUCGGAGUAAGGAAGUGGUGGCAACCACAGAUGAGGACGUUCCUGAUGCAGCACCUCUUGAUGUACAAUGUACAGCACUUACUUCAAAAAGUAUCUUGGUUAUGUGGUCGUCUCCACCAGCCACAGAAAUAAAUGGAAUUUUGAAAGGCUAUAAGGUCAUUUACCGUUCAUUAGCAGACUGGAAUGAAAUAUCACCCCCAACAGAACAAGUCACACAAGAUCAGAAGUUUACACUCAGAAACUUGGAAAGUUUCUGCAACUACAGUAUAGAAGUAAGAGCAUACACAGCCAAAGGUGUUGUUCCAGGAGCACCAGCUGACAUAAAAGCUCUUGUAAUGGAUUCAAAGACUGUGUUGAUUUCUUGGAAGCCACCGCUGCAUCCGAAUGGAAGAAUAAGAAAAUAUAAGGUUUAUGUUCGAUCAUUUGAUGGUUUUAGUCUGUUACGAUUUGGUGAAAGCCGCACUGUACAACAUGAUACAUUUUAUGCUUUUUUCUCUGUACUUUGUCUCCCAUGCCAUCUUGUUAUGGAUGAUGGAACUGAUUUACAUUUGGAAAGGUUUGUAUUACCAUCUUCAACAAUUAUUUAUUUCUGUGCACAGGACAAGGAUCAAUUUGACAUUCCUGCGGAGCAAACAUAUUACACAAUAUCUCACCUGGAGCUGCAUCAUCGAUACGAAUUUUGGGUAACAGCAUCCACAUUGGUUGGUGAAGGAGCAGCUUCUAGACGUGUCAUACAAGUGCCAGCAAGCCAUGUACCUGCUCGUGUGGCCUCCUUCGGUAACCAUAUCACUGUAGCAUUGCAAGAAGAUUUACAGUUGCACUGCAUUGUUGUCGGACAGCCAAGUCCAAAAAGAAUAUGGACAAAGAAUGGGAAAGCUGUAACAGAGGACUCCCAUGUAAAAAUUAAUGAUGAGUAUUCACUGUUUGUUAGCUCAGUACAAACAAUGGACUCUGGGAACUACACAUGCUCAGCCGAAAACAUGUUUGGGAAGGAUGAAAUAACAUACUCGGUAAAAAUUCAGGACAACAGAAACAGAGGAAUUCCUUCAUCACCAGUGGGAUUACAUGUUUCAUCGACAACUGUUUCGAGUAUAACACUGCAGUGGCAGUCACCUUCUGCACAUGUGAACCUUAUCCAAGGUUAUUACUUGUAUUUCAAGCGAGAAUUCGGUGAAUGGGAGAAAGUGAGGAUUCUGUCUAACUACUCAAGUUACACUCUUAACAAUCUGCAGUGUGGCACCAAGUACCACUUUUACAUGCAGGCCUUCAAUCAAUUGGGUCAGAGCACACCUACAUUAACAAUCACAACUCGCACACAAGGCUCAGCUCCUGUUUCACCUAGAAAUACUGACUUAAUACGAGUAAAUUCUACUUCCAUUUUGCUGAACUUAACAUCAUGGAAUGAUGGUGGAUGUCCAAUAACAUCUGUUGUGGUGGAGUACAAGCUGAAGAAAGGGUUUGCAUGGACUCUUGUAUCAAAUAACAUUAAAAUAGAACAAACUGAAUUCAUGGUAUUGGAUCUAGAACCAGAAACCUGGUAUGCUUUGCGCGUCACUGCUCACAACAGUGCUGGCUCUACUAUUGCAAACUAUAAUUUUGUCACUCUGACACACACAGGAGCUACAAUUGCUCCUGACUUAAUAGUGUAUUCAAAUUAUGGAAGUCAACGGUUUUUUGGUGAUACGACCCUAAUAGCAUUUAUUGUUGGUGGAACUACACUACUCAUUGUGGCUAUUCUGGGACUCUUGAUUUAUCUGAAGAAAUGCCAGGAGAUCUUCUCUUCACACAAAUGUGACGAGAAAACAUCAGAAACAGGAAAAAUAGAAGAUUUGGAUCGGGGAGCAGUUCCUAUGAAAUAUGACAACAUUGAAAGUGGCAUUGCCUCAGCAAAUCUCCAAGAAGCAGUCUAUAUUGCCACUCCAAUGCGUGUUUCUCUGGGACAGAGACAAGAUAUCAGUCCUUACGCAACAUUCCGUGUCCCUGUUCUGGGAGAUGCAGAUCAUUUGGAUGCUAUAGACAAUGUUGAAUCACACAGGACUUCCAGCUGUCUCCAGUACAGUGAAAAGCCACAUCAUUCAUCAACAGUAAGUGUAAAAUUGUUGUUAAGUUAUACGUAUCAAGUUGUGCAUAAAUGA
Messenger RNA from Schistocerca cancellata (South American locust), 2973 nucleotides. Its product is annotated as Down syndrome cell adhesion molecule-like protein Dscam2. The record is from RefSeq and is a predicted model, not a curated record. Gene Ontology annotation, molecular function: protein binding. NCBI's taxonomy places the organism in Eukaryota, Metazoa, Arthropoda, Insecta, Orthoptera, Acrididae. The coding region runs from base 1 to 2973 and encodes 990 amino acids. The transcript has 15 exons.